AUGACAUCGAAUAAUCUAUCUACUAAAUGGAGUGUACGAAUCGUUCCUCUUCCUGCAGCUCUCAGUUACAUUAGACUAGCUCAAGAACUACGUCUACCAAUAUCUCGUGUCUACAUUCCGAAGAAUUUCAACCAUAGUGCUCGAUAUGCAUGGAUCAAUGAUUUUACCAGCGAAGAGGAUGCAAAUGAGUUUGUACGUCAAUGGUCAGGAGCUUUAAUACAAGGACAAAAAAUCAAAUGUAUUGCAUCAUCAUCAAAAAGUGAACAGAUUGAUUCUUUUUGUUCUUCUCAAGAAUCACUAGCGUCUGGUUCUGGACCAGCAAAAGAAUCUAAAGCACAACGAACAGAUUUCAAUACUUUAACUACAGCAUCAUCAUCAUUUCAGCAUCCACAAAAAUCAAGUAAGUUACUUUCUGUUAAUAAUUAA
This is a messenger RNA of Adineta steineri, 426 nucleotides long. The record is from the annotation of a GenBank genome assembly. Lineage: Eukaryota; Metazoa; Rotifera; Eurotatoria; Adinetida; Adinetidae.